CCGGACACAUCGUUAGGUCUGGUCCUCUCAGCUAGAGCCGUUGGCGUGUUGGCAGUUGCCAAUUGGCGAUAUGAGAAGUUUGCAGUUUCGAGACUGUAUUCACCGAAUUAUUAUGUCAUUACAUUUUCUAUAAAUAAAUGCAUAGAAUUCCCAUUAUGACUUUCGAACAUUUUUACUCAAAUAUCAUAUAUGUCCGUAUUUCUGGACAUAUCUGAUAAAAAAAGUAAAUAAUCAGAUGGAUGCAUCUGGUAUCGUUGGAGGUGUAGGCUGGCCGCGGGCGGGAAAUUCAGUCCAGGAAUGAAUUUGAAAUCUACGGACCUACUUCGCACUCUUCAGCUCAUCCUUAGUUUUAAUGAGCAGAUGUCUCGAGAUGACAGCACCAUUCGUCGCACCGUUUCCAGAUUUGCAAGUCAAGCUCGCAACAUUAUAAUGAAUGUUCAUCGUUACUUCAGCUCACAGUGGGGAGCAGACUCAAGAAAUGAAGUAUUUGAGAAGACCGCCAAAGCUACAGGAGUGCCAACCAACACAGUGAAAAAAAUCAAGCGACAGUCAUCUGAGUGUGGUAACGUCCCCUUCGCUUCACCUGUAUAUCCCAGGAAGAGGAUCCGAGUGAAGGACAAGGUGGAUAGUUUUGAAAAUGAGUGUAUUCGGAAGGAGAUUUUGUCUUUUUACGAGAGAGGAGAGCUCCCAACGUUAGAUGCCCUACUGGAAAAAGUGAAGGAAGACCCGGUAAAGUUUAAUGGUGGAAGAACAACGUUAUGGAAAAUUGUGAGAGGGCUUGGAUUCCGGUACAAAAAAGUGACGAGUGGAAGAGCAAUUUUAAUGGAACGUGAUGAUAUAGUGGCAGCGAGAACUGAAUACCUACGGUUAAUUGAAAAGAAUAGGAAUUGUAGUGCAACUGAACGUAAACCUAAAGUAUUCCUUGAUGAAACUUGGAUAAACCAAAAUGAAUGUGUACGUCAGUGUUGGACAACGGGUGAAGGAGAAAUAGGACCCAAACUUAAGACUGGAAAGGGGUUAAGAUUUAUUGUGGUGCACGCGGGGAGUGAGAAGGGGUUUGUCAAAGAUGCGCUAUUGUUGUUUAGGUCAAAAAAUGGUGCCAAAGGGGACUACCAUGAUUCUAUGGACCAUGAAAGGUUUUUAAAGUGGUUUAAGGAACAACUAUUGCCUAAUAUAGAAGAUAGAUCUCUAAUCAUAAUGGACAAUGCUCCCUACCAUAGCAAAAUAGAAAAUAAAGUGCCAACAACCAGCAACAGAAAAAGUGAAUUCAUAGAGUGGCUUUCUUCUAAUAACGUCACCCACGACCCAUCAGCAACAAAGCCAAAAUUGCUGCAGAUUGCCAAGUGUCACAAAGAAAAACAGAGGUAUGUGAUAGAUGAGAUAGCCCGUGCAAAUGGUCAUGAUGUGCUCAGACUGCCACCAUAUUAUUGUCAGUUUAACCCCAUAGAACUUAUAUGGGCUCAAAUAAAGGGGGAUAUCAGAAAAAAUAACUCUAAUGCAAAUCAAUCUUUGAAAACUGUUGAGCAGCUUACGAGACUGGCGAUAGACAAAGUUACAACAGAACACUGGAAGAAAUGUUUUCACCACGUUAAGAAAUUAGAAGAUGAUUAUAGGAGGAAAGAUGUUGCUAGAGAGCAUAUGUUUGAAAGUUUUGUUAUUGACAUUGGAGAUGACGAAACUGACAGUGAUGAUAUUGAUAUUAGGGAGGAUGACACUGACCGUGAUGAUAUUGAUAUUAGUGAGGAUGACACUGACAGUGAUGAUAUAUAUCAAUGAUUUUCCAUUAUUAUUAUUUUUUUUUUUAAGUUGAAGACCUAACAGUGUUUCUAUAGUUUUCCAUUUUUUGGAUAGGCAAUUUCAUAACUACAGUAUAUCCAUAUGAGUUUCCUUUUUUUAAUAUUUAAUGGCAUAACAAUGUACAUAUCUGUUUAUAAAUUCUUUUUACUUGGUUUUAAUAGAAAAGGGGAUAUCAAUGUAUCUUUAUAAUUUCCCAUUCUUUUUGUUCCAAUAGGUAAUGACAUGACUAUGUAUAUAUGCACGAUUUUCCUUUAUUUAUUUUUUAAAUAAUGAUGACGUAAGAAAAUUUGUAAAAUUUUAAUUUCUUUUUGUUCAUAUCGAUAGCCUAAUGACAUACCAAUGUAAGCCUACUGUGUAUGACUUUCUUUUGUGUUUAUGACAUAAUAUAUCUGCAUGAAUUUCCAUUCUUUUUGUAUAAAAAGAUGAUGAUAUAACAGUCUUCUGAUUAGUCUCAUUAUCCUACAUGUACUAUAUAUAUAUACGUAUAUACAAUUAUGCAGGGCUGUGGGAACGGUUACGGGAGCUAUUCUAACUCAGGUAUGAAUUAAGUGAUUCAAGAAUAAUCAACUACCUCAGGAGAAAACUAAGCAAAUUUUUCCUAAACAUUGUUGUAGACAUGUUUUCAAGUGUAACAUGUAUAUAAAGGAGAUAAACAUUCUGGUGUAAGAGUAACUCAAGCAAUUCUGAAAAAGACAGUAUAUUAUAUUCGUUACGUCGUCAACAAAUUUUAUGGUAAGAAAUAAACAUCUGUACUUUUGUUUAUUGAGUGAACAUAUGAAAACCAUAAUCUUUUGAUGUUAUUGGCCAGAGAAACAAGUUCUGUUAUUUAUCAGUGAGCCUCAUAAAGCAUGUACAUUUCUCACUUAGACUAAAUUGAAGCCAACACCCAGAUGCAUCCAUCUGAUUAUUUACUUUUCUUUUUAUCAGAUAUGUCCAGAAAUACGGACAUAUAUAAUAUUUUAAUAAAAAUGUUCGAAAGUCAUAAUGGGAA
This is a messenger RNA of Macrobrachium nipponense, 2788 nucleotides long. RefSeq lists its product as uncharacterized. The transcript has 2 exons. The record is from RefSeq and is a predicted model, not a curated record. Gene Ontology annotation, molecular function: nucleic acid binding. NCBI's taxonomy places the organism in Eukaryota, Metazoa, Arthropoda, Malacostraca, Decapoda, Palaemonidae. The coding region runs from base 298 to 1776 and encodes 492 amino acids.